This is a messenger RNA of Rhopalosiphum maidis (corn leaf aphid), 819 nucleotides long. RefSeq names its product calcium and integrin-binding family member 3 (gene Cib2). Lineage: Eukaryota; Metazoa; Arthropoda; Insecta; Hemiptera; Aphididae. Gene Ontology annotation, molecular function: calcium ion binding. Bases 202 to 771 code for a protein of 189 amino acids. The transcript has 5 exons. The record is from RefSeq and is a predicted model, not a curated record.
UUCAUUUGUGUUUAACACUUCACACAGACGUCGGUCCGGCUCUCGCUCUCCCGUGUCAACAACAGUGUUACUGACAAACUUUUAUAUCUGUUCUCUCGGCCGAAGACUUGCGCGGAUGCUUAGUUAUCUCCUCGUUCGUCCUUAUACAGCGCAGGUUCAUUACAACACUACGUGUAACCCACCACGGGCGGCGGCUGCGUUAUGGGCAACAAGGCGAUGACUUUCACCGAAUCGCAGCUCGAAGAUUAUCAGGACUGCACUUUUUUUACCAGGAAGGAAAUACUUAGAGUGUACAAAAGGUAUAGAGCGAUUUGUCCAGAAGUAGUGCCAAAGAAAAUGACCGGAGAUGAACCGGUGAAAAUCAGAGUGCCACAAGAACGAAUCGAACAGUUGCCAGAACUCAAGGAAAACCCUUUUAAACAACGCAUAUGCCAGGUAUUCUCGAAAGAAGGUAAUGGAUCGUUGAGUUUCGAAGAUUUUUUAGAUUUAUUGUCGGUGUUUAGCGAACAGGCGCCUAGACAAAUCAAAGUGUACUAUGCUUUUAAGAUUUAUGAUUUCGAUGACGACCAUCACAUUGGACCUGCUGACCUUGAACAAGUGCUAAAGCUAUUGACGCGCAGCCAACUGUCAGCUGAAGAGAUCGUUCAGGUAUGCGAAAAAGUCAUUGAAGAAGCAGACGUAGACGGCGACGGAAAACUGUCUUUCAUGGAAUUCGAACACGUUAUACUCAGGGCACCGGAUUUUUUGGGCACUUUUCAUAUUAGAGUGUAGGCAAAUGCCACAUAGUAAUGUCAAUUUAUUAAAAACCACUUAAAAAAC